Messenger RNA from Ciona intestinalis (vase tunicate), 1711 nucleotides. The record is from RefSeq and is a predicted model, not a curated record. NCBI's taxonomy places the organism in Eukaryota, Metazoa, Chordata, Ascidiacea, Phlebobranchia, Cionidae.
UAGAUUCUUUAUAUUUAAAAUUCUUUUGUUUAAGUUUUAGAAAUUUUGUUGGUGCAUUUAGUAGCGGAAUUAUAAAAAGGAAACCAAAAGAAAAUGAGUGGGGCACUUGUGCUUGGGAAUUUCCUGCUUAUCUCCUUAAUGGUGAUGAUGACUAAUGGACAAUCCGGGAGCGGCCAAGUCUGUUAUGAAGGAUUCGCCAACUUUAAUCGAGGACCCUCGUUUGGGCUUUCAGUCGUAACUUGCGAUCCAGGCUCAGUGUGUGGUACACUGUAUAGUACUGCUAAUAUUGGUGGACGUAAUAUCAGUGGCGUACUGACGACUUGCCGACCAGAAAACCAAUGCUCGCAGUGCCCGGGCGCAGCAGAGACUUACAUACUUGGGAUAAAGUUUAACGCCACCUUCCAGGCUUGCAAUUCUUCUAAAUGUUGUGACGAAUAUCUUUGCAAUCUUCCAAAACCAAGAUGCCCGGCCAACCAAGUGUAUUCUACGUGUGCUGGUUGUGAUCGUACAUGCGCUGACGUUGGCCGUAACAUCCCAUGUCCUUCUGUGUGUCGACAGAAAUGCACUUGUCCACAAGGAAUGUACCUCGAUGGUGAAACUUGCGUGACAGCGGAUAACUGUCCAGGUUUGCCAGCUAUAAGCUGCCCACCAUUAGAAAGAGCAAACUGCUCAAAGGCGAUACGAUCGUUGUGGAUAUGCGAUUACAUUAAAUGGAGAAUCCACUCACGUAAAGUUUGGCUGCCAAGCUUCAACAAAUGGAGCGAAGAACACGGCAUACCAGUGUCCGUUCCAGAAUGCCCAACUUUAGAUGUGAAAUGCAAAGAUGGAUCCCAGGUUUAUUGGUAUACUGAUGCUCACCAAUGCUCUACACCAUACUGUGCGGGUGGAAGAUAUUCUUCCGGACCGACGGUUCAAACUUGGAAAAAGGAACACAAAAGCUGGACAAUAGUUUACGAGUUGUGGAAAUCAACUCCUUCUACUCCAAUACCGAUCGAUCAAAACUGCUAAGAUCCAUCUUCACUCUUACACUGCUUCAGUAUUUACUUAGAUUAAAACUUAUAAAUAUUCCCACAUACUUCAGUCCCACAUCAUGUUUGUAUAGAAAUAUUAUUAAAGGUCAUGAUCACAUUUUAUCGGUAUAGCAUUCAAUACUGGUGCAUUAUUUCAGUUAAACUUCAUAUAGUAGGGUGGGGAAAGACGGGACACCUUUACUACGGAAUAUCCUAAUAUCCUGAUCGUGUUUUAAACUAUUAACAACGAUCUAUGGGAGUCAUGAUAAUACAUAUUUAUAAUUCUUUGAAUGUUCUUUGUUUACAACCAAAUGCGACGAGAAAAUAGAAUAAAAAAGGGUGUCCUAUCUUCCCCCACCCUACUAUAUGUGAAAAAAGGUAAAAUUAAAAACACGUGUGCUUAUUUUAUAGUUGUAGCUACAUAUAGUUAUAUUAAUGUAUUAAUGCGUGUAGCAGAGUCCGUAGAUAAACAAUGUUCAUACACGGAGACUGGCUUGUAGAAAUGCAAUGUUUUGCAAAAGAAUACUGAAAAGUUAGUAAACUGAAUCGGCUGUACUCUGUUUUUACAGUGUAAAACCUGAUUGGUAGUUUUAUGAUUCAAAAAAUAUUUGUUGAAGAACGAAAGAUCACUGCUUUAGAUAAAUGUUUGUAGCUGCUGUAUCUGUUUAAUGCAUAAUAAAUGCUAAACAUUGCAAUAACGA